GGACCGUUUUCUCCUGAGAGAAGCCCAGCCAGCUGAUCAAAAUAGAGUCCCUCAAGGUGACAGUUGACUUCUUGAAGGUGCCCCUCGGCCUGAAGAAGCCUGCGCUGAAGGAGGCUGCGGCCGCCUUGGCCGCCGUCCCCGGGCCAGGGAGACCCAAGACCAUCACCGUGGAGCGGUACAAGGGUCGGCGCUCUGACAACAUGGACAAUGAGUCGCAGUACUCGGGAUACUCCUACAAGUCCGGGCACUCCCGCAGCUCCCGCAAGCACAGGGACCGUCGGGAUCGGCACCGCUCAAAAAGCAGAGAUGGGAGCCGCGGGGACAAGUCGGUGACCAUCCAAGCCCCAGGCGAGCCCUUGCUGGACAACGAGUCAACCCGGGGUGACGAGCGGGACGACAACUGGGGCGAGACUACCACAGUGGUGAAGGGCACGUCAGAGCACAGCAUCUCGCACGAUGACAUCACACGCAUCACCAAGGACAUGGAGGACAGCGCACACCUGGACUGCUCCCGGCACCUGGGCGUCUCGCUGGCCGGGGCGCUGGCACUGCUCUCCUUCCUCACCCCGCUCGCCUUCAUGCUCCUGCCCCAGCAGCUGUGGCAGGAGGACCUGGAGCCCUGUGGGACACCCUGUGAGGGGCUCUUCAUCUCAGUGGCCUUCAAACUCCUCAUCCUCCUCCUGGGCAGCUGGGCUCUCUUCUUCCGGCGUCCCAAGGCCUUCUUCCCCCGUGUCUUUGUCUUCCGGGCGUUGCUCAUGGUGCUCGUCUUCCUCCUUGUCGUCUCCUACUGGCUCUUCUAUGGCGUGCGCAUCCUGGACUCGCGGGACCGCAACUACCAGGGCAUCGUGCAGUAUGCUGUGUCACUGGUGGACGCGCUGCUCUUCGUGCACUACUUGGCCGUGGUGCUGCUGGAGCUGCGGCAGCUCCAGCCCCAGUUCACGCUCAAGGCCGUGCGCUCCACCGAUGGGGCCAGCCGCUUUUACAACGUCGGCCACCUCAGCAUCCAGCGAGCAGCCGUGUGGAUCCUGGAGAAUUAUUAUCACGAUUUCCCAGUCUACAAUCCCGCCCUCCUCAACCUGCCAAAAUCCGUCCUGUCCAAGAAAAUGUCCGGGUUUAAAGUCUAUUCCCUCGGCGAGGAAAACACAACGAACAACUCCACAGGCCAGUCCCGAGCUGUCAUCGCUGCGGCUGCCCGGAGGCGCGACAACAGCCAUAAUGAGUAUUACUACGAGGAGGCAGAGCAUGAGCGCAGGGUGCGGAAGCGCCGCGCCAGGCUCGUGGUGGCCGUGGAAGAGGCCUUCACCCACAUCAAGCGGCUGCAGGAGGAAGACCAGAAGAACCCGCGGGAGAUCAUGGACCCACGGGAGGCAGCCCAGGCAAUUUUUGCCUCCAUGGCCCGGGCCAUGCAGAAAUACUUGCGCACCACCAAGCAGCAGCCCUACCACACCAUGGAGAGCAUCCUGCAGCACCUCGAGUUCUGCAUCACCCACGACAUGACGCCCAAGGCAUUCCUUGAGAGGUACCUGAGUGCUGGGCCAACCAUCCAGUAUCACAAGGACCGCUGGUUGGCCAAGCAGUGGACGCUGGUCAGCGAGGAGCCAGUGACGAAUGGCCUGAAAGAUGGGGUGGUCUUCGUGCUGAAGCGCCAGGACUUCAGCCUCGUGGUGAGCACCAAGAAGAUCCCUUUCUUCAAGCUCUCAGAGGAGUUUGUGGACCCCAAGUCGCACAAGUUCGUCAUGAGGCUGCAGUCAGAGACUUCUGUGUGAACUGAAGAGGGAUGGAGAGAGGCUGGGGGUGACACCCUCUCUCAAGGAUGGGCUUGCUGCAACUAGGCCUCUCUGUCUCAUCCUCCCGGUCUCUGACAGGGCUUGGGAAGGCUACCGCUUGAGGGCAGAACUGUGACAGCCAUCUGGAAGCAGUGCCUGUGUCUGGCCCCGUCACCUGCCUGUGACCACUCGCCCCGCAGCCCUCUGUCUCAGCUUGACCCGCGUUUGGGUGGGCUGAGUCCCUUCUUCCUCGUCCCCGUGCUCUCCAAAACCCAGGUCCUUGUAGCAAUCCCUAGAAGGUGCAUCCAGCGAAGGACAGUGUCACAGCCAGAAAGGAGACCGCAUGUUUCAGUGCCAUAACUCAAGGGCUAACUCUCCAUUAGAUGUUCUUCACCAGCGUCCUCAAGUGCAGUUGGGUCUGAAGGACCUUCUAUGCUUUCCUGUUUUCUACUUGGCAACUGUCCUGUCUCUGGCCUUAAAACAUCACCCAGUGUCUGGGGUUGGUUUUUAAUAAUAGAGACUUUUGGAGUAUUUUGCAAACACCUCUCCAGUCUGUGGCUGCUAUGAAAACCUGCCUGACAGACCCAUGGGUGGGGAAGAAACUAAACUGACGAUGCUCCCAGCGACAGCCUGGCUGUACAAACGUCCUCCUUGUGUCUCCACUGAUGCUUUCCACACUCAGCUUUUAACAAAAGCAAGAGAAAGACUGAUUUUUAAAAAAGAAGUUUUAAAGUGAUGGUUUUCCCUGCUGUGCGUGUGCUGUCUAAGGAGAUCUGUGUUUCUGUGAAUAGCAGCUCACCCUGAGCCAGUUCCUCCACUCCCACCCCAGCUCCGAGUGUCUCUUUGCACGAGGUUCUUUGCACCAUUCCUGCAGCGUAAGGAGGCCUUAAAGUGGGUGUCAGACACGUGCCGGCUGCCAGAAUGGUGUAAAAAAUCGUCUCAGAGUAGAAGCAAAAGUCUACUUUUCCUCUCUCUUUCAUAACGCCGAAAUAGCCAGCGAGAACGAUGAAUUGCAGGAUUCACAAAGAAAUGACUUCUGAUGUGCCCGAAUCCAGGGGCUUUUCCAUGCUGUGGCUGAGGGCAGUUUGGAGGCACAGUAUGUGGUGUGCCAGGAGUCCCGGUUUGCAGGCAGAACAGCGUAAAGUGUCUCUUGGAGUCCAGAGCGGUGCCUAGAGUCAGCAGAGUGAAACAACAACUUCUCUCCAAGGCGUGAUUGUAGACUGUGGUUCAUGGAGGUCCUUGGUUAAUGCUGCCUGGCUCAGAUGUUGACGUGGCUGCCCCUUUACGGCCGCAUCUGCAGUCCUCCCAGUCCGCAUUAACGCUUCCCAUGUAAGUUGGGGAAGGGGAGAUGGAGGCGCAGAGAGGUGAAGAGAGCCAGCAUUGAGCACCUUAUUCCUGGUGGGGGGAAAUAGCUGUUUCCAGAGCGCUGGCACAAGCAGAGCUAAGGGAGAGCACCUUGGAGUCCCCUCGGCCUCCGCCAACUGAAUUUGGGGCCCUCGACUUGAGUAGCCUUCUACUCCCAACGCCAAACCGCUCCUGAAAGCACACACAAAAGGCUGGUGGGAUUAGGCAUUCCCCAAAACAGCACCCAAUAGCACAAGGCAGCAGAGGAGCAGGCUCCUGCGCUGCCAGGUUCGAGAGGCCAAGGGGGACAUCAGCGGGGCGCCUCUAGGCGCAGCUGCUGGCACGAGGGGACGCAGGUGGCUGGGCUCGCCCAGGUGCAAAGGAGCGAGGCAGAGCCCAAAAUGCAUUAAUUACCCCAGGGCGAGCAAUCCUGCGAUUCAUCCCUGCAGCAGCCAGCCGAGCCCCUCUCCCUCCCCACUGAGUCCGUGUGUGUGUGUGUGUGUGUGUGUGUGCGCGUGCACGUGUUGUGGACUUACCCACCUGGCGAGAGUAUUGUCACUGUAGUGUUUUUUGUCAUUUAGCCAGUUCUUUUCCAGUGGGAUCUGCCUUCCCGCGGGGCCUGUAUGAAUUCUGCUUCUGCUCCUUUCGGCAUGGGGCAGAGCGAGGUUAUGAAGGGCCUGGCCAGGAGGGUGGCUGGCGUGUCUGGUCUGUGUCAGGUUUCCGCUAGGUGAAUGCAAAAGCUUUUGCCUUUCCUUAUUUUUGUUAAGGUUACAAAUACCUCAUGGAGUUGUUUCUUUCUCGUCCCGUUGUCCGGCCGUGUCCUGCUGCCAGGGACGCGUUGUGGGGACAGAGGGGUUGAUGGCAGCGCCCUGUGCUGCUGCCCCCGGUGCUGUUGCUGUGCAGGUUUGGGGUGGCUUGGUUAUAAGACCUGCCCAAUUUCUUCACUGUGAUUUGCAGUCUUGAAACUUUAUUUUAUUCUAAGCACUAAGCUGAUAAAGGGUUGUGACUUCGGGGUGAUGAGAAAGACCGACACUGCUUUGCCCUGGCCAUCAUGGUUGUGGUUGUUUUCCAUGGGUUCGGAUGAUUGCUCCAAUUUGCUUUGAUCCUGUCCUGUUAGACCCAGUUUGGUUAGAUCUUUUACCAUCCCCGUCACCCGUCUGCCCCGUCCUUCACACUCCUUCUGGACAGUUUACAGUUGCAGUGAUGCUCCUAAGAAGCGGUUGGAUGCCAAAUGCUUUUCUUUCUGGGCUAAAAUCCUCCAACCAGACACCCCUGCUUGCCAUCUUUGCUCCCAUACACAUGUGCUUUCACCAGUUGACUUGUCUUCUCUUUGUGUUUGCACAAUAUCCUGUUCUUUUCCCCUCUCUUUUCACCCAGAUCUCUUGCCUGAAGUUACCCGUGUCCCUUCCCGACCGCAGGGCGCUGCUGCCACCUGCCUGCGCGCACUGGCCCGGGAGUGCCCUGGUUGAUGGCCUCUGGGGAGCAAAUGCCCCGUUUCAGCCCCGCUACCUCCCUCUCCCACCCCAGAGGAGCUGGGGGCUUCCCUGCUAAAUACCAGGAGCACAAAGAAGAUCCCUCGCAGUGGGCGUAACAGGUUGUCUGUGCCUCCUGGCACGCUCGAGGGGUGGAGGGGGACAGCGCAGGGUCCCAGGGGUCUGUCCCCAUCGGUACCACUGCUCUGCUCCUCUCUUUUGCAGGACCUUCCAUUUGCAGGUUUCUGCGGCUUUAUCAUCCGCGGCUCCGUUUCCCGCCUGCAUCACCCCGCUGGGGGCCGUGCCCUGGCAUUACCUCGCCAGGCUGCCACCGGCCGGCCCCAGGCUCGUCCUCAACCAGCCCCAGCUUCCCACUCUCCUGAGCUGGGAAAAGGACCCCAGCAGGCGCUGGGCUGCAUCCCGCUCUGAGCCAGCUUCCAGUCUCGUUUACACCAGCCCCACGGUGCCAGAGUGACUCUACUUGACGUCCCUCCGGGUGCAAAUCCUGACAGGUUUCCCAGUGCUUUUGGGGGUGCUUUGCACCCCAAUGCGCCCCGUCCUCCCCAGCAAGCGCACAGGGCACUCUGGUGUCUCUAAGGUCUUCCAGCCUCUGUCAAAACUAAACGA
This is a messenger RNA of Struthio camelus australis, 5209 nucleotides long. The record is from RefSeq and is a predicted model, not a curated record. Lineage: Eukaryota; Metazoa; Chordata; Aves; Struthioniformes; Struthionidae.